Molecule: messenger RNA, 1975 nt
Organism: Cicer arietinum (chickpea)
Lineage: Eukaryota; Viridiplantae; Streptophyta; Magnoliopsida; Fabales; Fabaceae
Source: RefSeq, a predicted model, not a curated record
CUCCACAUUUUACCCUCAAAACCCUUCUCUUCCUUUUUGCUUUUUUCCUUUGACUUUACUUCCACAACUUCAUUCUUUCAAAAAGCUGAAGAAUAACAAUAAUUAAUCAUUGUGAUGUUACAUUAUUAUCAUUACACCUUGAUUUUAGUCUUUCUUUUUCUUCACCACUAUGUGUUUGGUUGACUCCAUAAAUUUAUAAUUCGCUCACUCUAAUAUUUAGAAACUUUAAUGAGUAGAUUAUUUUCUGACUAUAAUUUUUUAUGUUUUUCAAACAAGUGUUUUUAAGUCAAUUUUUUCCACCCUUUCAAGUAUUUCUAAUUCCAUUUCCCUAAUCUUGUUUGUUUAAUUAGGUAAAAUCUUAUUAUUACACACAUAAACCAAUAUUGUUGAACUAGUUUUGAUGGAAACCAAUGGACCAAGCAGUGGAAUAUUUCCCACCAUCAAUAAUGGAUUUCUAGGACUAGAAAACCCUUUAAAACAACAACAACAACAACAACAAAACCUUCAAAAUCAACACACUUUACAUCAUCACCAAAUGGUUUCAUACACCAACCAUCAUGACAAUGAUCAACCAAUCAAACAGAACUACCCUUAUUCAUCCAAAACCAACAAGCCACAACAAAUCACACUAAGUGAUGAAGAUGAACCAUGUUUUGGAGCAGAAGAAACAACAUCAAGUGACCCAAAAAGAAAAGGGUCACCAUGGCAUAGAAUGAAAUGGACAGAUAGCAUGGUAAGACUCUUAAUCAUGGCAGUUUAUUACAUUGGUGAUGAAGCAGGUGGUUCAGAAGGAAUCAUCAUCAAUGACAAAAAGAAAUCUACAACUGGUUUGUUACAAAAGAAAGGUAAAUGGAAAUCAGUUUCUAAAGGGAUGAUGGAAAAAGGUUACUAUGUUUCACCUCAACAAUGUGAAGACAAGUUCAAUGAUUUGAACAAAAGGUUCAAAAGGGUCAAUGAUAUACUUGGAAAAGGAACAGCUUGUAGAGUUGUUGAGAAUCAAAGUUUGUUGGAUACCAUGGAUUUGACACCAAAGAUGAAAGAAGAAGCUAGAAAACUUUUGAACUCAAAGCACCUUUUUUUUAGAGAAAUGUGUGCUUAUCAUAAUAGUUGUGGUCAUGGAAGUAACAAUUUGCAACAACAAUCCUCAAUUGAAGCUCAACCACAACCUCAACAACAUCAUCAACAACAACAAAAGUGUUUGCAUUCAUCAAAUGGAAUGUUGAAAUUAAAACGGAGAAGUGGAGAAGAAGAAGAAGAAGAAGACGAAGAUGAUGAAUGGGAAGAGGAGAAUGAUUCUGAAGAAGAAGAAGAAGAAGAAGAUGAAUUAUCAUUUGAAGGUGGUUCUGGCUCAAAGGGUCAUCAUGAUCAAGAAGAUGAGAAUAAUAAUAAUAUAGAUCAUAUAAGAAAGAAAACAAGAAAAGUUUCAUCACAUUUGAUGCAACAAUUGAGUAGUGAAGUGAUGAAUGUGUUGCAAGAUGGAGUGAAGAGUAACUGGGAGAAAAAGCAAUGGAUGAAGAAAAGGGAGGUGCAAUUAGCAGAACAACAAAUAAACUAUCAUGUGGAAGCAUUUGAGAUUGAAAAACAAAGGUUGAAAUGGGCAAAGUUUAGUGGUAACAAAGAAAGGGAAAUAGAGAGACAUAAACUUGAAAAUGAAGGGAAGAGGUUGGAAAUUGAUAGAAUGGUUUUGGUUCUUAGACAAAAGGAGAUUGAAUUGCAAAACACUCAACAGCAACAGCAACAACAUUCUUCUACUUAGAUUAGAAGAAAUUUAGUUUGUGUAAAUUUUGUGCUGCAUGAAAUUAUUAAGGGAUGUGUGUUAGUGAAAAUGGUUGUAAAUUUUCUGGUGUUAUGUUAUGCUCCUAAGUAAAAAAGGUUGUAAUAAAUUAGAGUUUUUAUUUAUUUUGUGUUUUGAUAAAUAUCUAUAUGCAACCUACAUUGUUCAAAAUUUAAUUUUGUGAAACUAAUUUUAGCCGGA